This is a messenger RNA of Arachis ipaensis, 1304 nucleotides long. The record is from RefSeq and is a predicted model, not a curated record. NCBI's taxonomy places the organism in Eukaryota, Viridiplantae, Streptophyta, Magnoliopsida, Fabales, Fabaceae.
UUUUUUUUAUGGUAUGAUUGCCUAACAAAAUUGAAGUUAAAACUUCAAAGCUUAGGCUCCAUUCCCAAAUAAUAUGGACCACACACAUUAUUGUAACGUAACAUUAUCAUUUGACACAUAUUUACUCUAAGACUUAUUAUAAGCUCAGCAACCGACACCCUUUGUACAUAACUAAGACACAGAAUUGAAGAGACUCAGUUAUUGGAUCACCAUGGAAAACAAAGUAGCAAGAACAAGUGAAGCUCAACCCAUAAGAUGUAAAGCUGCGGUUAGUCGCAAACAAGGUGAGGCAUUGAGCAUUGAAGAGAUCAUUGUGGCACCACCAAUGGCUUGUGAAGCAAGGAUUAAAGUUAUAUGCACCACUCUUUGUCACGUUGAUCUCACUUUUUGGAACACUAAGGACCCUGCUUCAAUUUGGCCAAGAAUUCUGGGUCAUGAGGCAAUUGGGUAAGAGAAUUUGCGAAAUAUGGGCAACCUGUGUUCAAAAUUCCCAUUCAAAGUAUCUCCAUGGAUGCCAAGAUAUGAUAGUAGCAGAUUCACUGAUCUCAAUGGAGACAUCAUACACCAUUUCCUUUUUGUUUCAAGUUUUAGUGAAUACACUGUCGUUGACAUUGCCAAUCUAACCAAGAUUCAUCCCCUUGUUCCUCCAAACAAGGCAUGCCUCCUUAGUUGUGGUAUCUCGGCCGGGCUAGGUGCUGCUUGGAGAUUAGCAAAUGUAGAGCCAGGUUCAACUGUUGCUAUUUUUGGGUUGGGAAGCAUUGGAUUAGCAGUUGCUGAAGGAGCUAGAUUUUGUGGAGCAACUAGAAUUAUUGGUGUGGAUGUUAAGCCAGAAAAAUUUGAAAUUGCAAAAAAGUUUGGAGUUACUGAUUUUGUUAAUGCUGGAGAAUGUGGAGACAAAUCUCUAAGCCAGAUAAUUAUAGAUAUGACUGGUGGUGGAGCAGAUUACUGCUUUGAAUGUGUUGGUUUAACAUCAUCAGUUCAUGAAGCAUAUGCUUCUUGUAGAAAGGGUUGGGGAAAAACAAUUGUUUUAGGAGUGGACAAGCCAGAAUCCAAGUUGAGUCUUAACACUAGAGAGAUCCUCUUCAAUGGGAAGAGCCUAAUUGGAUGCUUAUUUGGAGGACUCAAACCCAAAUCUCAUGUCCCUGUUCUCCUUAAACGUUACAUGGACAAGGAACUAAAGUUGGAUGAAUUUGUCACUCAUGAGUUGAAAUUCAAAGACAUCAACAAAGCUUUUGAUUUACUGAUGAAAGGAGAGUGUCUGAGAUGUGUAGUUUGGAUGGACAAAUGACUUCAUUCUUUUGUAU